AUGCCGCUCCGCUCCGCUCCGCUCCAGUGUUUCUCCGAGCGCCCCUCCCCGCUCCAGUGUUCCUACGAGCACGCCUCUCCGCUACAGAGGUCCUUCGAGGGUGCCGCUCCGCUCCAGUGUUCCACCGAGGGUGCCGCUUCGCUCCAGUGUUCCACCCAGGGUGCCGCUCCACUCCAGUGUUCUGCCGAGGGUGCUGCUCCGCUUCACGUCACGCCUCCAAGUUUGUCCGAAGGCGAUGUCACGCCUCUAAGUGAACCUGGAGACGAUGUCACGCCUCCAAGUGAACCUGAAGACGACCUCAUGCUUCAAGGUCUCUCCGAAGGCGUUGUUGCGCUUCACAGUCCCUCUGAAGGGGAGGCCGCGCUUUACAGCUCCUACCACAACAAUGUAGCACUUCCAAGCCUCUCCGAAAGCGCCGUCAAGCUUCAAGUCCCCUUCGGAGGGGCCAACGCACUCCAGGAUCCCUCAAUAGCCGACGUUACGGACCUAGGUCCCUCCCUCCCACGGUCACAGAGUCCCCUGGAGGCUACGUCAUGGUCCAAGACUCCGCCGAAAGCACCAUUGUGCUUGAUGUCGCCUUCAGCAGGAACUUGA
Messenger RNA from Silurus meridionalis, 594 nucleotides. RefSeq names its product skin secretory protein xP2-like. Lineage: Eukaryota; Metazoa; Chordata; Actinopteri; Siluriformes; Siluridae. The coding region runs from base 1 to 594 and encodes 197 amino acids. The record is from RefSeq and is a predicted model, not a curated record. The transcript is spliced from 2 exons.